This is a messenger RNA of Solanum dulcamara, 1005 nucleotides long. RefSeq names its product probable WRKY transcription factor 27. Gene Ontology annotation, biological process: regulation of DNA-templated transcription. Gene Ontology annotation, molecular function: transcription cis-regulatory region binding; DNA-binding transcription factor activity. The transcript is spliced from 3 exons. The coding region runs from base 1 to 1005 and encodes 334 amino acids. Gene Ontology annotation, cellular component: nucleus. The record is from RefSeq and is a predicted model, not a curated record. NCBI's taxonomy places the organism in Eukaryota, Viridiplantae, Streptophyta, Magnoliopsida, Solanales, Solanaceae.
AUGGGGGAUAAUAAUUGGGAUAUAAGCGGUGUGAUAAGAAAUUAUAAUAUUAGUGGAACGAACAAUGUUGUAGCUCCUAACUUUGGCUCGGAGACUUUUGAAAAUGAUAAUUGGAAUACUUUUGACAGACUUUUAACUGCUGACAUGACUAAUUUUGAUGGCUUAUCUGAAAUUUUCUCUAUAGAUUUUUCAAUUGCUCACAAAAAAAAAUCAGAUAACCAGGUCAUAAUCAUGGACCAAAAUAAUAAUCAAGAGUUGUACUUACAUCCCAUUCAACCAACUCAAUUUAGCCAACAAAUCUUUCUUCCUCCAUCACCAACAACGAUAACGUGUGUGCCAACAACAACUACAACAUCACAAGAAUUGACUGAUCUACAACAACAACUCGUGAUGCAGGAUAAAGGUUAUCCUAAUUUCACUUUGCCCAUGGAGACUCCUCUGAUCGAAUCUUGUAAAAGAAAAAAUCAACCGAUAAGGGUUAUUUAUGAAGUAUUGCAAGAGGAACUCACAGAUGAUAAAUGGAAAUGGCGCAAGUACGGUGAGAAGUCAAUCAAAGGUUUUUCCUUUCCGAGAAACUACUAUAAAUGUAGUACAUCAAAAUUAUGCGAAGCAAAGAAAAUUAUUGAGAAAAGUCCAAAGAAUGAGAACUAUUUCUUGGUGUCCUAUUCUGGUGAACACAACCAUGAUCCACCCACAAAUCGUAAAUCUCUCGCUUUCUGCAACUGUAGUUCCAAACACAAACUUCCAAAAGGCAUAAAUAUUGUUCCCAAAGCAUUAAACUUGAAUGCAUCCUCAUCCUCAUCCAAGCGUGCUAAGCAUUCCAGAGUUGAAGCCUCUUCAAUUAGCCUACCUAAAUCUACACUUGAUAUCGAGAGAAAUAAUAAAAUGGUUGUUGUGGCCGUGGAGAACAACAACAAUGGUGAAAAGGAGGAAACCGUGAAUAAAAAUAUUCUCAUGAAAUUUGAAGAACUCCAAGGAGUUACUGCUUCCACCUUACGGGGAUGA